GGGGAGCGACCGGGGUGAUAUAAGGAGCGGCGCGGGGCGCGCUUAGCGAGCCUGGCGGCGGCGGUGGGAAAGGCGUGGUGGCGGCUUAAUGAAUUAAUUAGCAAAUUUAAUUAACGGGAGCUCGUGGGUUUGACUAAGGGAUUAAUUAAGGCGUUAGUUGGCGCCGCGGAGGGUUUUGAGGCGGUUUUGGGGCUUAGUCGGGGAAAUCCGGAAGGGUUUGCGGCCGGUUUCGAGCCCAUUUAUUGAUUUAAGUUAAUUUGUUGCCUUAAUUUAAUCCCCUAAGGGAAUAAUUUAAUUAUUUAGUCGAUUAAUUAGUUUUAAUCGUGGGUGUUUGGCGGAGCUUUGGGGUAUUUUUUGAGGAGUUUCGGGUGUUUUCUGAGGGGGCUUAGGGCUAAAACCACUUUUAAACCCUGUUUCUCCUCAAGUUAAGGUGAAUUGCCUCAAAUUUUUUCAGUUGUAGGUAACUUUUGCCUCAGGUUCUUUAAUUCUGAUUAAAUUUGCUCCAUUUAAACGCGGUUUCAGGGCUUUUUUGCCCCAUUUCGGAACCAAAUUUCUCUUUUAAACACUUUACCUGAAGUUCCACCCUUAAUUAAACCAACUAACCCUAAAACUUAAAUAUUUAUUAAUUAGAUAAAGUGCAGUUAUUUAACAAGCAUUUUAGGUGCUUUUUGGUGUUUUCUUGAGGCAUUUCAGUGCCCAAAGCACCUUUACCCCUGAGUUUUUUAAUACCACUGCUUUAAUUUAUUAAUAUUAAUUAAGCAUUAACUUGGGGGUAUUUCUAUGGGGAUUUGAGACUUUUCAGAGGCGGUUUUGAGGUAUUUCAAAAUCGCCUUUUCAUCCUCCCCUUUCUUAAAUAACUUAAAUAUUUCCUUAAUUUAUUUCUAUUUAUUAAAUCUUAGUCAGUUUUAUUUAAAUUUCCGGGGCUUUUUGAGGUGUUUUUGUAGCAUUUUGGGUCUUUCCUGAGGCAUUUUGGUGCCCAAAACGCUUUUUAACCCUUUCUUAAAUAUCUCAAUAAUUUAUAUAUCUCCUUUAUUACUGAAGUAUAGUGAAUUAUAGUCAAUUUUAUUUUAUUGCAUUAGGGUUUUGAGGACUUUUUGGAGCCUUUUCAGGCACUUUAGAACAAAGAUUGUAAUUUCACCCUCCCCCGUCUUUAAAUAAUUUAAAUAUUUAUCUUUAUUCAAAUUUAGGUGGGUUGUUUUAAUUUCGGGGGGGAUUUGAGGCAUUGAGGUGCCCAAAUCGCCAUUUAACCCUCCGUUUUUAAAACAUAACUUAAAUAUCACCCUAAAUUAUUAAUAUUAAAAUUUAGUGCGUUUUAAUCUGCUAUCUUUAAAUUCUCAGAGAUUGGGGAGGUGGUUUUUUUGAGGCAUUUUAUCUCCUAAACUGCCUUUUUACCCUCUGCUUUUUUUAACAUCGUUUGAACACCGCCUUAAUCCAUUCGAAUUUAUUUUCAUCCAAUUUUGGGAGGUUUCUCUUUUUUUUUUUUGAGCAUUUUUUAGCGCUGUUUUCCUUCCCCCCGCCAUGUUCUACUACCCUGAGGUGCUCCGGCGUCACACGGGGUGUUUCGGCACCAUCUGGUUGGCCGCCACCUACAGCUCGCGGCUGCUGCGCCGGGAGUACCUGGGGGUGGACGUGCCGCGCACCUGUGCCUCCGUGCUGUCGUUCGUGAAUGGUCGCAGCGGGUGGGAGGUCCCGCCCCCGCCGGCCGGAGCUCCGCCCCCCCGGUGCUCGCUGUACCUGGCGGCGAUGCUGCAGCUCGGGCUGGUUCGGGUGUUCGUGCGGCAGUGCGGGAACCUGCUCGAGGAUGUCUCGCAGAUCCUGGACCGCCUGCACCGCGCGCGGCCCCCGCUGGUGGAGAUCGACAUGAGCCCCUCCCGCCGGACCCAGCUGCUCCCCGAUACCCAGGCUCUGAUGGUGGAGCUGGAAUUGGCCCCCGACCCCUUUUUUGGGGUGAUGGGAGUGGAGCUUCCUCAGGUAGAGGAGCUCCUGCCCCCACCCAUUGAGAUCGAGUUCCCCCGAGGGCCCCCCGUGACGGUGUCCCCCGAGAUCAUCACCCUGCGGGAACCCGAAGUGCCGCCGCUGCCGCCGCCCCUGGAGGAGGAGCUGCCUGAAGUGACCCCCAGAGAGCUGCAGCUGCUGCUCGAGGCUGAGGCCGAGGAGCUGCUGCCCCCGGUGGAAGAACUGGAGGAGCUGCCGGCACCACCCCCCAUCCCCCGUCCCCCACCCCCGGAGGAGCCCGCCCUGCCUCCCCCCAUUCCGGAGGUUCCGGUGCGUCGCCGCAUCCCUCGUCGUCGCCUCCCGCCCCACAUGGACCUCGUGCCCCACAUCUCCCCCAAGCUGUUCCGGGCACAGCUGCUCCAGCCCCAAGCCCACUGUCAGCCCCUGGUGCUGCUGGAGCCGCCCCACAGGAUCCGCCGCCCCCCAAGUGAGCUCCUGAACGCCCCCACCCACGAUUGGCUGCCCCCUGAGCUGUGGGAGCUGUGGGGACGCUGUGCCCAGCGCCCUGCCCCUCCUGUGGCCCCGCCCCCGGAGCUGCCCAGCGACUUGGAGGUGCUUCGGGAGGCCCUGGAGCCGAGUCUGCCCACCCUGAUCUCAGAAGUGUCCCUGGAGCCCCUCGAGGAGGAGCCACUGGAGAGACUGCCCCCGGCCCCACCCAUUGUCCCAGAGCUUCCGGAGCUUCCGGAGGUGGUUGAAGCUCCUCCCGACCUUCGGAGACUGAUCCUGGAGCACGCCCAGCGCCCGGGGGGAUCGGAGCUGACGGCCAUGCUGCCCCCGGGGGCAUCCCGCGCACGCGUGGCAAAGAUCUUUGCCCUCUGCCUCGGUGAGUUUAGGGACAUGCCCCCUUCUGCCAAACCACGCCCCUUCCCACAAACCCCACCCCACCCCUUUCCCCACCGGGCUCCUUCCCCAAGCCCCGCCCUUUCUACAGAAGCCCAGCCCCUGGCUCUGACCACCUUUUGCUUUAAGCCCCGCCCCUUCCCCACCUGCUCACCUUCCAGACCUGCCCCUUUUCCCCAAGCCCCACCCUUUCCCCAAACCACACAAGUUUCCUACCCCAUUUCCUUUAAGCCAUGCCCACUUUCCCUAACCCAUCUCCCCAAGCUCUGCCCCCUUCCCACAAGCCACAUCCUCUGUGUCCCAAACUCCUCCCUUUCCUGAGGGGCCUCCUCUCCCCCGCAGCUCCAGCCCCGCCUCCUUCCCACAAACCACACCCAUUGGCCCAACCCCUCUCCCUAAGCCCUGCCCCCUAACCCCAAGCCCCGCCCCCUCAGAGCUCUGUGGUGCCCAUUGGGUGCGCCUGGACCAGCCUCGUCCCUACGGACCAAUCACUGUCGCGCUCCGUCCCCGCCCGGAAUAAACCCCGCCUUCUUCUGGCC
Messenger RNA from Pseudopipra pipra, 3374 nucleotides. RefSeq names its product REC8 meiotic recombination protein (gene REC8). Gene Ontology annotation, biological process: replication-born double-strand break repair via sister chromatid exchange; sister chromatid cohesion. Lineage: Eukaryota; Metazoa; Chordata; Aves; Passeriformes; Pipridae. Gene Ontology annotation, molecular function: chromatin binding; protein binding. Gene Ontology annotation, cellular component: meiotic cohesin complex. The record is from RefSeq and is a predicted model, not a curated record.